CUACGUUCUCCGUUCCGCAGUAUCCAUUGUUGCAGUCCAUUGUCACUACAGUUGUUGCUGUUGCUGUCACUAUUAUUGUUGUAGCUACUUUUGUGGAAAAACAUGAUGCGAAACUUUGCCAGUGUCUUAUUGCUGUUGAGCAGCGGCGCGGCUGCCUUUGCGCCGGUCCAGCACAACGGGGUGCGUACCAUCGCCACACCGUCGACGCCGCUCUACGGCAACACGAAGCAGCCUCCGGCCUUGCCACCGAUCAAGGAUAUUUCCUACGGCGAAGAAUCACGCAAAUACCGUCGUACCGUGUACUCGCACGAUGAUUGGGUCAAGCACCGCUCGUCGGAUCGAUUCCUGCGCAACCUUCUCGCCAUUGGCUCGUCCGGUGUGUACAAGUCGCUCGCCAAGGAAGUCCUGGCAACGACGGGAGUUGCGACCUUCAUCGUUUUGUAUAACUGCCUGGUGGGAGGAUACACAGACUUGGAAGGUAUCAAGCACUCGGCGCUUAUUGAAAGCGUAUGGGCUCCCUUGAUGGCCUUGCCUUUGGCGCCCUUUACGCUCUCCAGUCCCUCGCUCGGUUUGUUGCUCGUCUUCCGUACCAACACGUCCUACCAACGUUGGGACGAAGCGCGAAAGAACUGGGGAAUGAACAUUAACCACACCCGCGAUCUGGUCCGCAUGGGAACCAGCUUUUAUGACAAUGCCGCCGUUUCUUCCGAACAACGCGCCAAGGAUUUGAAGGCGUUGAGUCUCGCGACCUGGAGCUUUGUCCGCGCCAUGAAGCGGCACCUGUCUCCCGAAAGCGAAGACGAACAAGAUUUCCGUCGCGAGCUUUUCGAACGUCUGCCGGCACCUCAGGCCCAGGCCAUUAUCGACGCCGCCCAUCGUCCCAACCGUGCCUUGUUCGAUCUGUCGGUCGCCAUUGAAAACUUGCCCAUGCACUUUUUGCGAAAGAACCAAGUUCACCAAGCCGUCACCAUCUUUGAAGACAAUCUCGGUUCCUCCGAGCGACUCUUGACGUCGCCUGUCCCUCUCUUCUACUCCCGCCACACGGCCCGGUUCUUGUCCUUUUGGCUUCUCCUUCUACCCUUUGCGCUUUGGGAUCCUUUUGCCGGGACAUGGAAUCACGUGGGUAUGAUUCCCGCCACCGCCGUCAUUUCCAUCUUUUUGUUUGGUAUCGAAGAACUAGCUACACAAAUGGAAGAGCCCUUCACCAUCCUCCCAAUGCAAGCCUUUUGCGACAAGAUUGGCAACUGGUGCAACGAAAUUGUCUCGUGGCAAGCAGGUGAUAACGGUAUGGCGGUCAACAUGCCGAGCAUGAUUUCUCCCGAAGGUUUGCCUGAACUUAAGGAACCAGCCCCGGUACCCGCCAUGGCGGUAGCCUCCGUCGCAGCCGCAAUGCCCGUCAUGGCCAACGGAGACAUCAACGGUGAUACCACGGGAAUCACCAUGGAUCAGCCGCACAAUGCCAUUCCUUAGUGGACCACUAUUUGAAUAAUGGAAGGCUCGUGGACCUGGGUUCGGUACAAUGCAAUGCGUUGGAGAAGGAUUAUUAUUUCGUACUUUUUAUAGUCUGUUUUAUUCCCC
Molecule: messenger RNA, 1578 nt
Organism: Phaeodactylum tricornutum CCAP 1055/1
Lineage: Eukaryota; Bacillariophyta; Bacillariophyceae; Surirellales; Neidiaceae
Exons: 2
Coding region: 103-1470 (455 amino acids)
Molecular function (GO): chloride channel activity
Source: RefSeq, a predicted model, not a curated record